This is a messenger RNA of Acipenser ruthenus (sterlet), 1430 nucleotides long. Its product is annotated as pyroglutamylated RF-amide peptide receptor-like. Gene Ontology annotation, molecular function: neuropeptide receptor activity. The transcript has 5 exons. NCBI's taxonomy places the organism in Eukaryota, Metazoa, Chordata, Actinopteri, Acipenseriformes, Acipenseridae. Gene Ontology annotation, biological process: G protein-coupled receptor signaling pathway. The record is from RefSeq and is a predicted model, not a curated record. Gene Ontology annotation, cellular component: membrane. Bases 168 to 986 code for a protein of 272 amino acids.
UUUUCAAAAACAUGCCCUCACACGCAUUCAGCUGCCCUCGUCCAAGGUAGCCUACUUGGUUUUAGUUGCUGUGAAUAUUUUUCUCUAACUCGUGGAGUAGGCUAGUAAAUUCUCUUGUGCCCGGUUGCUGCGCAUCUGACACUGUCCCUCCCCUACAGUCCGUGAAAAUGAAUGCCUCUGAUGAAAUGGGAUCUUUGAAAAUUACUCCCGAGUCCCUGAAGCAGCUCUUGGAGUUUUUUAACCUCUCGCGUCAGGAUUUCAUAGACACUUACAAUUUGCAGCCUCUGGUCUACAGCCCUGAACUGCCUCCCAGUGCUAAAACAUUUUUUGUUGUUAUUUAUGUUAUAAUAUUUGUCCUAGCUCUUGUCGGAAACAGCCUGGUGGUCUACAUUGUGAUCAGAAAGAGGACAGUGCGGACAGCUACCAACAUCUUUAUCUGUUCCCUGGCAGUGAGCGAUCUUCUGAUUACUUUCUUUUGCAUACCCUUUACUUUACUACAAAACAUCUCUUCAGAGUGGCUGGGAGGUGUCUAUGUAUGCAAAACGGUCCCUUUCGUGCAGAGCACAGCCAUAGUGACUGGUAUCCUUACCAUGACUUGUAUUGCUGUGGAGCGAUAUCAAGGCAUAGUCUACCCACUGAAAAUGAAAAGGCAGUACACAUCAAAAAGAGUGUACAAAAUUCUAGGAGUGGUCUGGGCUUCUGCUGUAAUAUUAGGGUCCCCGAUGUUGUAUGUACAGCAGCUAGAGGUGAAAUAUGAUUUCCUGUAUGACCACCAUCAUGUGUGCUGUCAGGAACGUUGGCGCUCCCCUGCCCACCGCCAGGUUUAUGCCACCUUCAUCCUUGUGGCUCUGUUUCUCCUACCACUGACUGCCAUGCUGAUUCUCUACACCAGAAUAUCCUUUGAGCUUUGGAUCCGGAAGCGUGUUGGGGACUCCUCUGUAUUCAACACAAUGAACCACAGGGAAGUCAACAAGAUUACAAGGUAGAAAUAACUCUACAAUGUAUUUGUAUAUGAACCUACUGAGUGGUUCUUAGUGCAUUUAUUCAGUACAGUGUUUAUUUAUCUUUUGAGAAGUCUGUGUUAAGGUGCUUUCACCCAAGUUCUGUAGCUGCUCUUCAAUUCCAGUUGUCUUUUUAGUGUUUUUGUCAUUCCGUCUUUAUACAGUAGAAGUAUGAGUCACUGCCACUGCUCUGUCACUUUAGAGCAAGCUACUUUUUAUUUAUUUAUUUUUUUUACUGGCAUUCACUUGUGUACAGUAGUUGGAAAUUAAGUGGAGAUGUACUUAGUACAGAGAGAAGGAGACAUAACUUUAUACAGACAGUGGUGAGGUUAUAGAAUGGGUUACCUAGUAAUGCUGUUGAGGCAGAAUCACUUGGAUCUUUUACCCCAAUCAGCUACCGGACGAACUUAGAUGGGCUAAAUAGCCUCC